Messenger RNA from Aspergillus novofumigatus IBT 16806, 360 nucleotides. RefSeq names its product DUF3716 domain-containing protein. The record is from RefSeq and is a predicted model, not a curated record. NCBI's taxonomy places the organism in Eukaryota, Fungi, Ascomycota, Eurotiomycetes, Eurotiales, Aspergillaceae. The coding region runs from base 1 to 360 and encodes 119 amino acids. The transcript is spliced from 2 exons.
AUGGAUCCUGCUUGCAAACAGUGUACAGGUUCAGGCACGUUCCUGAAAUGUAUCGUUUCUCCCGAAUAUGACUCGAAUGGCACUACCCGAGCUUUGUUCCAGGGCGCUUGUGCCAACUGUCUUUGGCACGGAAAGGGUUCGACGUGCGAGUUUUACCUUGGUCGGAACAAACAAUGGGACUCCGGGGAUGAUAUGGCGAUCCUGCAAGCCGGCGGUUUGCUCAAGCUAUGGAAUGACGGAGCUGUCUUGCAAGAUAUGCCACCAGGUGAAAGCGUCGAUGAUUCCGCCGAACGACAGUCGGUCGCUUCCAAUCGUACUCCUCUCAAGUCGGCCACCGUACCUCAUUCGACCCGAUGCUGA